AUGAGAAUUGCUAAAAACUCUGAUGACUAUGUGAACGCUAUCGACCUGGAGGGGGAGCCCUUCCUGGACCGCUCGGCAGGCUCAAGGUACGCCGAGGCAGCAGUAGCACAGCGUGUCCUAGAUGCUCGCUGUUAUCUAUGGAACCUGAUCGAACCUUGGGACGAUGCUGAUGUCGCCGUGAUCGCUGGUGGCAACUUCCUCCGAAGGCUCACCGGUGACCGCAAGACCUGCUGGAACCAUGCAGAAUUGCGAACCUAUUGCUUCGAACCAGCGUCAGGUGACAACGAGGACGACGUGAAGAUGAUACGGAUCUCGGAGGAGGAGCGUCACGCAAUGGGUGGUGAGCCUCUUGGCGAAGACUGUUCGGGAGACCAACCUGAUGAUGGUGAGCCGCACAACGACGACGACGGCUAUAUGCUGGGUGUUGACGACAUACUGGAAGAUCACGGUACGGUGGACGAUGACGAAAUGCCCAACGGAAACGGUACCCUUACCAGUGGCAACAAUGACAGUCCGCCGGACAGAGGAAGGGAAAACCCAGGUAACACCCCCGAUCCAAGUAACAGCAGUCCUGAUGCCAACGGGGGAAACAGCGGUCCCCCAGGUGGCGGUUCUGGUGAUGGCCGCGGAUCUGCGUUGCCCACGCCUGAUACCACGCCGUCCGCCCCCAGGAUAGCACCCAAUAUCGAUGGAGUGAGGUCUACCAUAGUAUUGAGAAACCCGACGUUGUGGCAUACUCGAGCCCGCCAGAUCCAGCGAUGGAUGCACGCUCACCCGGACUCGGAUUGGCCGCCGGACGACGUGAAGAAGCAGGCGCAGAAAGUGCAGCCGCCGGGCUCCACGGACGAUCGGCAGGGAGAAGCAGCAUGGCCUCGAGUCUGGAACAACAACAUCAUAUCAAGAGAUGCCUUUGUUAUGCAAUGGCGGCUUGAGUUCUCGGGAGUAUAG
Messenger RNA from Neoarthrinium moseri, 948 nucleotides. RefSeq lists its product as uncharacterized. The transcript has a single exon. The record is from RefSeq and is a predicted model, not a curated record. The coding region runs from base 1 to 948 and encodes 315 amino acids. Lineage: Eukaryota; Fungi; Ascomycota; Sordariomycetes; Amphisphaeriales; Apiosporaceae.